Solanum dulcamara is the source of this 2698-nucleotide messenger RNA. Its product is annotated as protein IMPAIRED IN BABA-INDUCED STERILITY 1-like. The transcript is spliced from 9 exons. Lineage: Eukaryota; Viridiplantae; Streptophyta; Magnoliopsida; Solanales; Solanaceae. The record is from RefSeq and is a predicted model, not a curated record. Gene Ontology annotation, molecular function: RNA polymerase II CTD heptapeptide repeat kinase activity; ATP binding; cyclin-dependent protein serine/threonine kinase activity. Bases 159 to 2003 code for a protein of 614 amino acids. Gene Ontology annotation, biological process: positive regulation of transcription elongation by RNA polymerase II; protein phosphorylation. Gene Ontology annotation, cellular component: nucleus; cyclin-dependent protein kinase holoenzyme complex.
AGCUCAAUUUUUUCAUAUUCUUGGAAGAAUGUACGUUUUACAACCAAAUGAGCUAACGUAGGGACUUCAAUUUUGAUCCUCAUUUUUCUCUCUAACUUCCCGUGUGACCCUUUUUCCCAUCAGCGAGUUUUUAUUCCUUUGAUGGGUUUUGGGGGAACAUGGGUUGCGUCAGCUCCAAGCAGGUCACGGCCCAUUCUCCGCCUCCACGACGACACAAUUCCUCCUCUCUAACAACUCCUGUUGAUCCCAAUUUGCACCAUGUCAAGCCUGGAUUUGCAUCUUUGGAGAAGAUAAAAGAGGAACCCGGAAAGGAGGAAUCCUUAAUCCAAAGAAGCACCUCCAAUUCUAAGGCUUCCAAAAAAGGAAAUUCUGAUAAAAAGCAUAAUUUUAGUUUCAAAUUCGGAAGGCUAAAUGAAGGAGAACAUUUGGCUGCAGGAUGGCCUGUUUGGCUAACCGCCGUUGCCUCUGAAGCUAUUGAGGGAUGGAUACCCCUUAAAUCAGAUGCUUUUCAGAGAUUAGAAAAGAUUGGACAAGGUACAUACAGCAGUGUUUAUCGUGCACGUGAUGUCAAAACGGGUAAAAUGGUUGCCCUGAAGAAGGUGAAAUUUGACAAUUUCCAGCCAGAAAGUGUCAGAUUUAUGGCUCGAGAAAUAACAGUUCUCCGCAAACUUGACCAUCCAAAUAUCAUGAAGCUGUUGGGAAUAGUCACUUCUCGGUUAUCAUGUUGCAUCUAUCUUGUUUUUGAAUACAUGGAACAUGACCUCUCUGGACUGUUGUCAUGUCCUGACGUCAAGUUCACCGAUUCACAGAUUAAAUGCUAUAUGCAACAGCUAUUGAGUGGACUAGAGCAUUGUCAUUCGCAAGGUAUAAUGCAUCGGGAUAUUAAAGCAUCCAAUGUUUUGGUAAACAAUGAAGGAAUUCUAAAGAUAGCAGACUUUGGUCUUGCAAAUUUCCUUAGUGCUAGGCACAAACAACCACUAACAACCCGUGUGGUGACUUUAUGGUAUCGACCUCCUGAACUUCUCUUGGGAUCAACAAAUUAUGGGCUAACGGUGGAUUUGUGGAGCGCUGGUUGUGUUUUUGCAGAACUUUUUUUCGGGAGGCCUUUCCUGAAAGGGAGGACUGAGGUUGAACAAUUGCAUAAAAUCUUCAAACUAUGUGGUUCUCCAUCUGAGGAAUACUGGAAAAAGUCUAGACUUCCACUAGCAACUAUUUUUAAACCCCAACAUGCUUAUGAGAGUGCACUUCGCGAUAGAUGUAAAGAAUUACCAAAAACUGCUGUCAACCUUAUAGAAACGCUUCUUUCGAUUGAUCCACAUAAGCGUGGAGCUGCUUCAUCUGCUCUUGAUUCUGAGUAUUUCAAUACAAAGCCUUACGCGUGUGCGCCAUCAGGCUUGCCUAAGUAUCCACCGAACAAGGAAAUUGACGCAAAGUUCCGAGAAGAAGCAAGGAGAAAGAGGGCCAGUUCCACAGUGAGAGCAUCUGGAGCUUCAAGAAAUUCAAAAAAGGUGCAGAAGUCACUUCAAGAAUCGAGCAACUUUGGUAUAGCGGUCUCAACAGAGGAAGCUGAAGCCAAUAUCCAUAAUGGUCGUAGAAACAAUGGUGGUAGUGGCCAUAUUUCUAAAGGAAAAGGAGCUACCGUGGCACGCAUAUCAAUGAAACCAUCUUAUGAUACAGUGUCAGAGUCUUCUCAGACGACCGAAGAAUCUCAAGGAGAAAGCAUCCGAUCUGUCCCUGCGCAAAUGACAGCUUCAAGUGGCACCGCAUUGGCCAAAAUGAGAAAGAAAGAUUCUUCAGCCAGAAGACCCCAUUCACAGGCCAACUCAAGAAGUCAAAAGUUGAUUGCCUUUGACCCUUCCAGUGUACUACAAGCUGCAGAUACCUUGGAUUUAAACAUGUCAGGGAAUAAUGACUAUUCGAGCAGGAUAAACACUGAAGCCAGAGGCCGCAACAAUGAUGCAAAGCAUUCUAUUAGCAGGCAAUACACUCAUCAUGAGCAAUGAGAUUCUUUUGAAUCAUCUGAUAUACACCAGUCUGAGGAGAUGUCAGAGGACUACAAUGGCCGGCAAAGAAGGGUUGUGUUCUCAGGACCAUUGAUACAUCAGAGGAGUGAUGCAAAGCAGGAUUAUCAGACGCACCAAGAUGGUCACAGAUCUCGGUUUUACAAAGAUUUAUAAUGAGAGUGAUCUGGAAGUGCAUCUUGCAUCCCUUAGCCAGUGAAGUGACUCUGGAGAAACGAUAUCUUCUCGAGGAUUUUUGUUGGUCGAGAAGAAAAUCAAAGUUUGUUAAGCAAUGUGCCAUUUUCAUUUCAUAUUUUACCUGGCCACUCUACUUAUGAAGAUCUUGAACGCGCUGUAAGUCUGAUCCUUGCAACUAUAUUUUUCUCGCAAAUCAUUUGGGAAAUUAGUAAUGAACUCGUGCAGAUGUAGACACUUACUGGUGCAAGACAUAGUUUUUUGACCAGACAAAUGAUGGAAUUGCCGGAAAAUUUGAUGCUGAAAUCCUGAAAGUGCCUAGAGGAAUUGGAAUCUGAUAACAUGCUGGAGAGUUGCAACAUGUAUCCCCAGUACCAUUAAAACGUGGCAGUUUUUUCUUCUAUUUAUCGAUUAGUGUCUAGGCUUACCUCGUUGUAAAUGGAAAAUAUGGAUACGCACAUAUAUAUAUACCUUUAGUUGACAUGUUUAUACUACAAAUUCAA